AGUUUGACCACUUCCGUGUUGAUCCACGCUUUGCACGUUACUCGUGUGGGUUCCAGUUCUUCCAAGAUUAGCGUUCAAAAUAUAUUUAUAUUUAUCUGAAAAGAUGAGGCCGCUUACAGAGGAAGAGACGAAAACGUUUUUUGAGAAGCUGUCGAAAUAUAUAGGUGAAAACAUAAAGCUCCUCGUGGACAGACCGGACGGCACGUACUGCUUCAGGCUUCACAACAAUCGCGUAUAUUACAUGAGCCAGAAUAUUCUCAAACUAUCGACAAACAUUUCCCGGGACAAAUUGGUGUCAGUCGGCACUUGUUUUGGCAAAUUUACAAAGACCAAUAAGUUUCGGCUCCACAUCACAGCUCUGGAUUUCCUGGCGCCCUACGCAAAGUUUAAGGUGUGGGUGAAACCUGGUGCCGAGCAAUCUUUCCUGUACGGGAAUCACAUCCUAAAGUCCGGUCUGGGGAGGAUCACGGAGAACACCAUGCAGUACCAGGGUGUGGUGGUCUACUCCAUGGCUGACGUGCCCUUGGGGUUUGGAGUGGCUGCCAAGACGACGCAGGAGUGUCGGCGAGUGGACCCAAUGUCCAUAGUCGUGUUCCAUCAGGCUGACGUGGGCGAGUUCAUCAGGAAUGAAGAUGCAUUAACAUAAAUCAAGAUUUUUAUCAAUUGGACUGCAGCUGCUAUUGAUUUGACAAAUGACACCCCCCUAACACCCCUGACCCCACACACAACCUUCAUCCACAUUUGUUACAUGACAUUUACUAUAAAGCCUAUUUGUAAUGAUUGGAGUCAUGUGGUGAAACAAACAAAGCAAAAAUGUUUUUAAAUAUAAAAGAAUGGACUUGCCGGCGGCACAGUGGGCGACCUGUUAA
Molecule: messenger RNA, 869 nt
Organism: Hippocampus comes (tiger tail seahorse)
Lineage: Eukaryota; Metazoa; Chordata; Actinopteri; Syngnathiformes; Syngnathidae
Gene: nip7
Product: NIP7 nucleolar pre-rRNA processing protein
Exons: 6
Coding region: 104-646 (180 amino acids)
Biological process (GO): ribosome assembly
Cellular component (GO): nucleus
Molecular function (GO): RNA binding
Source: RefSeq, a predicted model, not a curated record